Messenger RNA from Uranotaenia lowii, 1805 nucleotides. Its product is annotated as palmitoyltransferase ZDHHC6-like. The transcript is spliced from 5 exons. The record is from RefSeq and is a predicted model, not a curated record. Gene Ontology annotation, molecular function: palmitoyltransferase activity. Lineage: Eukaryota; Metazoa; Arthropoda; Insecta; Diptera; Culicidae. Gene Ontology annotation, biological process: protein palmitoylation. The coding region runs from base 289 to 1557 and encodes 422 amino acids. Gene Ontology annotation, cellular component: Golgi apparatus.
UUACUCGACGAAUCUGACAUUACCAGUUUUGCUUGUCGCCUUUACAUUUAUUUAUGCCGAACACCACCAACCAGUUAAUAAAUGAAUUGUGAAAAUUGAAUUAUUUUUCCUUCGAAACUUUGAUGAUUAAACACAAGUUGGGUAGAACGCAAUGUAUUCCUUCUUUCUAGGGCAACUUGCAUCAUUGUUCAGCAGGUGAUUCAUUAGAGGAAAUAUACCUUUGCCUCUGAAGAGUGGAUUAAACGGCGCCAUAUCCUGUACAGUCGGAACCGUAACAUAAGCACAAAAAUGAGCAGACUAUCGGCCGUGUUUUGGCGAUUCUUCCAUUGGGGACCGCUCACAGCAAUCAGUAUUAUAAAAUCGAUCACACUAAUGACACUUUACAUGAAUGCCAUGUGGUGGCCCCCGAAUGUAUCGCUCGGGGGCUUUAUAAAUCAAACCAUUUUCGUCGUUUUAUCUGCUAGUACCGGGUUCAACUUCGUGCUGGCUUCCUUGACCGGUCCCGGUUUUUUGCCGAUUCGCUGGCACCCAAAGGAUUCGAAAAAUGAAGCACUCCUUCAGUAUUGCUCUGCCUGCGAUGGGUUCAAGGCGCCCCGAUCGCAUCACUGUCGCAAGUGCAACAGAUGUGUGAUCAAAAUGGACCACCACUGUCCAUGGAUCAAUCACUGCGUAGGCUGGGCGAACCAAGCUUAUUUUACCGCAUUCCUGGGAUUGGCCGUUGCCGGAUGCAUUCAUGCUACGUUUAUUCUGGUCUGUUCCCUGUACGCUGGUCUUCAUCGUGAUUGGUACUUGUACUACGGACAAUAUUCCAAAGCCACGGUUCAUUUGGGAAUGUGGAGUUUGGUUCUGUCGGUCCUGAACGUUGGCCUUGCCGUCGGAGUGAUUAUCGCUGUCGGGAUGCUGUUCUUCUUUCAGUUGCGCGCGAUUCUUAACAAUCGCACCGGUAUUGAAGAUUGGAUCCUGGAGAAGGCUCGACAUCGCCGAAAAGUUGCUGAAGAGGAACCCUUCCAGUAUCCUUACGAUCUGGGCAAAUGGCGAAACUUCCUGCAGGUGGCUAACUGGACAUGUGCACCAGUAGGAAAUGGCAUCGAAUGGGCAGUUGCCGAGGGAUGUGACCAGUUCACAUUAACGCGUGAACAGUUGGAGCAAAAAAUGGAAAAAAGAGCACGUACUCGUACGUACACUAUCAAUCGAGCAAUCUCCGGAAGUUGGAUCCCGCUUUGGUCUCAAGGUUUCCGAGUUUGUUUGAGCCCACCUUUAACGGACGAAGCACGCAUUAAACUUGACGUUGGGGACAUUGUUCUUGUCACGAGAUGGCGCAAGCACUGGCUGUUUGGCGAAAAAGUUCAAGAACCGAUCGACCUGGCUCAAUCGAACGGAAACAAUAAAAAAGACAAAAAGAAGAAGAAAUUGUCCGGUGAGCCAACGGAGGAGGGAACUAAACCUAUGCCCAGAAUACGUGGCUGGUUCCCUCGGCAGUGCGCCGUCGAGCUAGUGGAAGAUGAUGACGAAGAAGAGCAGCAAAACCACUUUAACGAGAAAAAAAAGAGUAAAUAGUCCUAGAAAAAAAAACUUUCUGCUAGGUGCUUUCAAUUGCCAAACGGAGUGGCAUCUGCCUUAAGGCCGCCGUUUUACAACCGAUACUUGUACACAGAACAAGAGCACACUUCCGCAAAGGCGCUUCUGCAAUUUUUAGAUUCGUUGUUUGCUGCGACUAACCUAGAUGUGACACGAGGAAAGACAUUUUUUAAUCUGUUAAUAAACUUAACUCUCCCAUCUUUGUAAGUAACAAAGGUAAUACCAAA